AUGCCAGAAGACUCAGCGAAGAAGGCUCCAUCUGGAGACCAUUCAAGCUCUCAGUCUCAAACAGACAAGGCAACAUCUAGAGCAGCCCAAGUCUCAGACCACCUCUCGCCUCCCCAAGACAACAAACCCAACAAAGGCCGCCGGCGACGAAAAGUCAAAGACGAUGAACUUCCCGCCGACUACAGCGACCUCCUGGGUCAAAUGCGCACAAUGCGUCGCAUGGCCAACACACCGGAUACCACCAAAACGGGCUACAUCCGUCAGAAGGAAUCCGGCAAACUCUGGGUCCGCGAACGCAUAACUCUUCUCCUGGACAAAGGCUCUUUCAAAGAAGUUGGCAGCGUCGCUGGCCACGUCAAGUGGAAACCGCUCGGUGGGAUCAAGGAGGAACCUGAGGAGUUUACUGCAUUCAACAAUCUCCAAGGAUUUGGCAAGUUGCGUGGGAGGCAGAUUGUGUUUACGGCUGAUGACUUUUCGAUUCGAGCGGGACAUCAGGAUGGGAACUUGAUGGCCAAGACGCUGUAUAUGGAGAAGAUGGCUAUUGCGUUGAAGUUGCCUAUGAUUAAGUUGGUGGAUGGGAGUUCGGGUGGCGGGUCGGUGUCGUCGAUUGCGAAGCAGCAGUUUUCGUAUGUGCCGCCGAUGCAGGGUUUUGAUACUGUGAUCGCGCAGCUGAAUAUGGGGAUUCCUAACCUUGGGGCUGUGCUGGGUCCGGCUAUUGGUUUGGGUGCGGCCAGAGUGGUGUGCUGUCACUUCUCAGUCAUGGCGGCUGAUGUUGGAUCGUUGUUUAACGCUGGCCCGAAGGUCGUCGCCGGUGCUACGUUCGAAGAAGGGCUGUCGUUCACAGAGCUGGGUGGUCCAGCGAUGCAUUGUACCAACGGGACGAUCGAUAACUACGCCGCCACUGAAGCAGAAGCAUUCGAGCAGAUACGGACAGUGUUGGGGUACCUACCCAACUGUGGAACACAAAUGCCUCCUGUGGUCGCCUGCGAAGACCCCUUCGACCGGGUGGCAGAGAACCUCCGAUCAAUCAUCCCCCGAAGACGAGAACGAAUGUACGACCCGCGCAAGAUCAUCUCAACCGUAGCAGACGAAAGCUCUUGGUUCGAAAUCGGAGCGCUCUGGGGCCGAACCGCGAUCAUCGGUCUUGCAAGACUUUCAGGCCGCCCGAUCGGUAUCGUGGCGAACAACCCUGAAGUUGGCUCCGGUGCGCUUGAUACUUUCGGCUCGCAGAAGAUCACCCGCCAUCUCAAGUUUUGCGAUGUCUUCAAUCUACCUGUGCUACAGUUCGUCGACUGUCCGGGCUACGCCAUUGGAACGGUGGCGGAGCGGACCGCGACGAUGCGGUGGGGUGUUGAGCUGGCUAAGGCGUACUACUCUACCACGAUGCCAAUGUUCCACGUCAUUGUACGAAAGGCGUACGGCGUGGCAGGCGGAAUAAUGGUCGACUGCCGAGAACCUCAUGCGCGUGUUGGCUGGCCGUCUGGUGAAUGGGGUAGUCUGCCGCUGGAAGGAGGAGUUGAGGUUGGCCAUUCCGCUGAGCUGAGGCAGAUCGAAAAGGACAGUGGUCCAGAAGCGAGGAAGGCACGACUGGAGGAGCUCGAUACCAUGUACAAGCGACUCAUGAACCCUGUGCGGACUGCGAACCACUUCAGCAUCGAGGAGCUCAUCGACCCGGCACGAACGAGGGAGGUGGUUUCAGAGUGGGCCAGGAUGCAGUACGAAAGUGUGCUUCCUGAACGAGUGAUCAAAAGGAUACACGGGGCAGUACAGCCAUCAUAUGCGUGA
Molecule: messenger RNA, 1785 nt
Organism: Saxophila tyrrhenica
Lineage: Eukaryota; Fungi; Ascomycota; Dothideomycetes; Mycosphaerellales; Extremaceae
Exons: 1
Coding region: 1-1785 (594 amino acids)
Molecular function (GO): propionyl-CoA carboxylase activity
Source: RefSeq, a predicted model, not a curated record